GCCAUAAUCACUCUGAGUAUCAUAGUCGUAUGCGGCGCCUUCUGCGCCAUUGUUUUUUGCGUCAUGUGCAGACAGCAACGGCGACGUGCAAAGGCCGUACGCAAGCUGCAGGAAGAGUACAGCCCAUUUAUUGGACGCUAUUAUACUGUGCCAGCCGACCCGCAAAGCAAUCCGACAGUGCCUCAAUAUCCCCAGGAGCCUCUUGUGCAACAGCACUACGAUGGGCCUAUGGAACUACAGGGGAGUGGUAGGCCUGUUCCUCAGGCUCCACAGCAGUUGGAUGGAUACGCUGUAGUGCCGACAUUUGAGGAGAGCACACCAGUCGAACUACCCGCAAGCGCUCUCUACUCCAACGCAGAUUCCAAGCGUGCAAGAUACAAAUGAGACAUGCCUGGAUGCAUUCAAUCGAGCCAACCUCUCAAUCCACUUCAACCCCAUUACAUCGACAACAUGAUAUCCCCAUCUUCAGCACCAUCAAGUCCUCAAGCUACCAUUUGUCCCCACAAAUUUCCCAUGGCAACCAAG
This is a messenger RNA of Exserohilum turcica Et28A, 525 nucleotides long. RefSeq lists its product as uncharacterized. The record is from RefSeq and is a predicted model, not a curated record. Lineage: Eukaryota; Fungi; Ascomycota; Dothideomycetes; Pleosporales; Pleosporaceae. The transcript has 2 exons. The coding region runs from base 64 to 384 and encodes 106 amino acids.